This is a messenger RNA of Trichomonas vaginalis G3, 966 nucleotides long. RefSeq lists its product as uncharacterized. The transcript has a single exon. NCBI's taxonomy places the organism in Eukaryota, Parabasalia, Trichomonadida, Trichomonadidae. The record is from RefSeq and is a predicted model, not a curated record. Bases 1 to 966 code for a protein of 321 amino acids.
AUGAUUUCUCUUUUCCUUACUACUGCAUCCUCAGCGCCAGAGACAUGUCUUACUAUAGAAUCGAAUGAAAGGCAUUAUUUGAACCCAGUCAGUGGUUCAGUAUUCAUUAGAAACGGUAAUUUUCAAAAAUUAACAUCAGAUAUCGGAGGAGCUUUAAAUAUAGUAGGAAACGUACAAAUCAUUAUCGAAAAUAGUCGUUAUUCCUCAUGCCGUGCAGACUCAAAUUCGAAUGGCCAAGCCGGAGCAAUUUAUAUUAACACAAGGAAAUUCGCAGUACUACGAGAAGUCUGUUGUUUGAACUGUACCGCUCGAAGUAGCUGCAAUUGCUUAUAUUUAUCAACAAAUGUUAACGAAAAAAAAGGUUCAUUUUACAAUCUUAAUAACUUUUUCGGAACAUAUUAUCCAACACCAGAUGUAUCGUAUGUAGUUUACACGAAUUUCGGUGAUCAAUACUUCGAAGGCUGUAAUUUUUCACAAAAUAAUGUUUAUUGCGGAAUUGGACCAGCAAUUAGAUCUGCAUCAUCAUUAAAGAUAUUAACAAAUACGAUAUAUAAUUCUACAUCAAUGUUUAAAGGUUUAGAAAUAAAUAUUCAUAAAUCUCUUCAAAUCAACAGAAUUAUGUUUAUUUCAAACGAAAUUACGACAUACGAUGCACUCUUAAGUGUUGAUCAUUCUACUGUAGAAAUAUUUGAGUCAACUUUCUUUGAUAAUCACGUUUAUUUCUCAAUUUCUAACUCUAACGGAAAUGUUGCAGUUUAUAAUUGUUACUGUGACAUUCUUGAUGUUUCUGGUGCAGUUUCUUUCUCAACUUCUCCUAUUUACACUGAAAAUUAUGUUAUUCAAUAUCAAGAAGCACAAUCUUGUUUCUUCCAAGCAAACAAACGUCUUUCAAUAAAAUUUGGUGAUUACGAACAAGGAAAAUCAUGUUUCGAUCAAUUCAGCCGCUAUCCUUCGCCAACACAAUAA